GGGCGGGGGCAGCGGCCGCCGCCGUUUGAUGGAUCCGAGGAUCGCCUGGUUCCAGCCAGAGCAGCUCGGACCGUCCAACAGUCUGUGGAUGCAGAUCUGGGAGACGACCCAGGGGCUGAGGAACCUCUACUUCAACCACCACUGUCACAGCAGCGGCGGCGGCGGCGGCACGGCCCCCGGCGGCAGCGGCAGCAGCACCGGCAGCUCGGGCGGCGCGGCCCCGGCCCCGGCCGGCAUGUACCGCUCCGGGGAGCGCCUGCUGGGCGGCCACGCGGUGCCGGCCGAGCAGCGGGACUUCCUGCCCCUGGAGACGACCAACAACAACAACAACCACCACCAGCCCGCGGCCUGGGCCCGCCGGGCUGCCUCCGGCCCCGCGGCGCCCUCGUCCCCCCCCGGGUCCUCGUCCCCGCACCCCUCGGCCGCCGCCCCCAGCGCCGAGCCCGCCGACCCGGCCUCGGGCAGCAGCAACAAGAGGAAGCGCGACAACAAGGCCAGCACCUACGGACUCAACUACAGCCUGCUGCAGCCCAGCGGAGCGCGGGCCCCGGGGGGCGGCCGGGCGGACGGCAGCGGGGGCGUGUACAGCGGGACCCCGUGGAAGCGGAGGAACUACAACCAGGGAGUCGUGGGCCUGCAUGAAGAAAUUAGUGAUUUUUAUGAGUACAUGUCUCCGAGACCGGAGGAGGAGAAGAUGCGGAUGGAGGUGGUGAACAGGAUCGAGAGUGUGAUCAAGGAGCUCUGGCCCAGCGCCGAUGUCCAGAUAUUUGGAAGUUUUAAAACUGGCCUCUAUUUACCUACUAGCGACAUUGAUCUUGUGGUGUUUGGGAAGUGGGAGAACCUGCCCCUCUGGACCCUGGAAGAGGCUCUUCGGAAACAUAAAGUGGCAGAUGAGGAUUCUGUGAAAGUUCUAGACAAAGCAACUGUACCUAUUAUUAAAUUAACAGAUUCUUUUACUGAAGUGAAAGUUGAUAUCAGCUUUAAUGUACAGAACGGUGUGAGAGCUGCUGACCUCAUCAAAGACUUUACCAAGAAAUAUCCUGUAUUACCAUACUUGGUUUUAGUGUUGAAACAAUUCUUAUUACAGAGGGACCUUAAUGAAGUAUUUACGGGUGGAAUUGGUUCUUAUAGUCUAUUUUUAAUGGCAGUCAGUUUCCUUCAGUUACAUCCCAGGGAAGAUGCUUGCAUCCCCAACACAAACUAUGGUGUUCUCUUAAUAGAAUUUUUUGAAUUAUAUGGACGACACUUCAAUUAUUUAAAGACUGGCAUCCGGAUAAAGGAUGGUGGUUCAUACGUGGCCAAAGAUGAGGUGCAGAAAAACAUGCUGGAUGGCUACAGGCCGUCAAUGCUUUAUAUCGAAGACCCUUUACAGCCAGGUAAUGAUGUUGGAAGGAGUUCCUAUGGAGCCAUGCAAGUGAAGCAGGCCUUUGAUUAUGCCUACGUUGUUUUGAGUCACGCUGUAUCGCCAAUAGCGAAGUACUAUCCCAACAACGAAACCGAGAGCAUAUUAGGUCGAAUAAUUAGAGUAACGGAUGAAGUUGCCACGUACAGAGAUUGGAUAUCAAAGCAGUGGGGCUUGCAGAAUAGGCCUGAGCCUUCGUGCAAUGGAAAUGGUGUUACCUUGAUAGUAGAUACUCAGCAGUUAGAUAAAUGUAAUAAUAAUCUAUCUGAAGAAAAUGAAGCCCUUGGAAAAUGUAGAAGUAAAACUUCGGAAUCUCUUAGUAAACACUCUUCAAACUCUUCAUCAGGUCCAGUGUCUUCCUCUUCUGCCACGCAGUCCAGCUCGAGUGAUGUAGAUUCCGAUGCGACACCAUGCAAAACCCCGAAACAGCUGCUCUGCCGUCCGUCCACUGGGAACCGGGUGGGGUCACAGGAUGUGGCCUUGGAGUCCUCUCAGGCUGUCGGGAAGAUGCAGAGCACCCAAGCCACUAACACUUCCAACAGCACCAACAAAUCUCAGCAUGGAUCAGCAAGGCUCUUUCGUUCUUCCAGCAAAGGCUUCCAAGGUACAACUCAAACCACCCAUGGUUCCUUGAUGACAAACAAACAGCAUCAAGGCAAAUCAAAUAAUCAGUAUUACCAUGGCAAAAAGAGGAAACACAAGCGGGAUGCCCCCCUCUCAGACCUUUGCAGAUAGUCGGCAUUGUACGAGGGACUGUCGUCUGUGUGCAGUGAUCUCAUGCUCAGGACAGUUGGAUAGGGACUCCUGGGAGACAUUCGGGAGCCUUACGCUGUUCAGACGUUGAUUUAGCAACUGCGUUUUUUCCCAGCUCGCCACAGAAUGGAUCAUGAAGUCUGACAACUACAAAAGCAAAAAGCAAGCAAAAAAGGGGGGAAAAAAAAGGCUGCUCAUGUGAUAAGUCAUAUGCUACAACAGGGUCAUUUUAAGAUUUAAAGCUUGAAUGUAAAAUAAAUAUAUUUCUCAUUGGCUUUAUGCAGAGUUAUAGGGAAUAGUAUUCAGUGUGGGUGAUAGAAACAAAGAACAGUUUCAGAGAGUGGGGUGGGGAAGGACAACAGAGAUACCGUACAGGAAGUCCAGAGUCCAACGGGGAAAGUGAUCUGUGCAUGUUUUUGUUUUUGUUUUGUUUUGUUUUUUAAAUAUUUUGCAUAUAUUUACCAUUUUAUUGUGUGUAUAUAUAGAAGACCAUAUAGGAAAUUGAUAUUUGUAAUAGUGGAUUUGUUAAUACUUUUUACAUAACAUUACUGUUUAAAUUGUAAACAGAUUUUUCUCAGGAUUAGUUUGAAAAAUAAUCUGAAUUGUCAUCUUAACAUCCAUAUAUAAGGAAAUGAUUAGUUCUAUGACUCAGUUUGUUUCCUCAGCGUUGGAAUGACUUAAUAGAAAACCUCGUGCUGCAAAAAUUUUUCCUCUCUAAAGAAAAGGUUUAUGGUGGCAAAUGACGUUUAUUUUAUUUUGUAAAAAAAGGUGUCCUAUGUACCGUUGUGCAAACACUGACAACCCCCUGUCAUCUCUAGGAAUUAACUUGCCCCUGUCUCCUCCAGUGCUGUCGCCCUGGGCAGUGGGCAGUCACAUGACUUUGUGUUCCUUUCCUUUGCAGUCUUUUUUUUUUUUUUCCUUCCUAAUAGGGGAAAAAAAAAAAACCCAAGUCUCGUCCAGUCCCUGUUGCAGUGAGGCCUCCGCCCCCCCAGAUAUGUGCAUGCCGGCUGCUCUGGCCUGUCUGCUGCCUGUGCUGUUUGCCUCAUCUUAGUCCUCUUUAAAGUCACGCGUAACUGCUGUGGGAGAGAAUAACUGUAAACAGCUUUAAUUAAAUCAUACUUACAAAAAACUAUUUUCUUAUACUCCACUUUAUGUUUUUGGUAUUGUUUAUCUUUAAAAAUUAAAUGGUCUUUGAUAAUGGAUCUAUUUUGUAUUGCCUUAUUAAGACCAAAUACUUCUUGUCAUCCCAUUCUUGACCCUCUCCUUUCAUGGAAUUGUUAUCUUGAAUUAAAACUUUUUUAAACAUUGACUUGUUUCAAUCAUACUGUAAAUUUUGGUCGUGACCAGCUUUGAGUGCAAAUGAGAUCUGUAAUUCUGUUAUUCAUCAUAUGUUGAGUUUGAAACUCAGUUGGGAAUAUUUGAUAGAAUAGAAUAGAAGUGACAUUUCUGAAAAUGCUUUCUUUUCAAGGUGAAAGCUCUUAUGUUUAGCAUCAGCGUGUGUGGCUCUGUUAAAUGCAGCCAUUUCUGAGAUAAAAUUAAUAUAUAUAUACACACAUACACAUAUAUUUAUUUUACUAUUGGCUUUUAGAAAUUUUAUAUGCAUUUAUGAAAUAAUAAGACCAAUCAGACCAUUUAUGAACACUUAGUGGAACUUUUUAUUAAAUAAUGUUAAAGUAAGACCAAAACUGAUGUCAUCAUUGAAAUUAACAUUUUCAAUACGUUCGUAUUUUAAUUCACAAAAAAUGUGUCCCAGAACUGGAAACUCAUAAUACUCAUGUAAACUGUGGGAGAUUUUAAAUGUGAUGUUAUUUUGACAAUGUUUUAAAUUUUGGAGUCACAUUUUAUUCUGAUCAGAAUUUUUAUCAAGAUGUUGAGCUUUUGUUUUUCGAACCUAGUUUGUCAUAACAUUGUGCAUAAUCACAGUAUUUAUUUCCUAGGACUGUUGUGAAUGUGUAGACUUAUGUUUACUGCUAAGGGAACAAUUAUUUAUAAAAUAAUAUUAAAUCCAGUAUUAGCUGCCUAUUUCAGACACUUAAUACUUGCAGAGAUCCAUGUUACAUUGACCACACUGAAGUUUUUUUUAAGAAUCACCCUCAUUGUUGAAAGUAAAUGUAAUCUUAGGGGGCAGAUAUUAGUGUUCCAAUAAGCAUGUGAUUAUAUUAAGGUGGUGGUAGCGGGAAGAUAAUCUUGAUUCCAUUGGGAAUCUUAGGUUUUCGUAAAUUUAUUGGGAAAAUAGUUUUUCCUGUACUGCUGAAGUUUCUUUUUGGUAAACAGUAUCUUUCUAAAAGAAAAAGCAUGAAGGAGAAAUUGAGGUGUGUACAUUUCCUCAAAUGACCAGCAUUGUAUUCGUGAAUACUGUGUAUCUUGCGAUGAACAGUGUGGAAGCUGUUCGUUUUUCAAUCUGAAGUAAAAUACUUUCAAGAACUUUUAGUUUGCCUGCUCAUUUGUUUUGUACAUUUCAUCUCUGUAUUUGACUCCUGUCUUAUUUCUUUUUUGAGUUUCAAUACUUUCUCUAAAGCUUUUGUGACUAUAUCAGAAACGUUUCAUUUAGCUAUUGCAGUCCAUCCACAUCCAUGAAUCAUGACCUUCCUUUGCCAGUACUUGGAGGACAGGGUUUACACAUUCUGCCUCACUGUGUGACAUUUCUUUGGCAGUGAUGUAUCUGUACCUGGUCAGGGUCAAAGCACUUUAAAAAGUAAUUAAAAAAAAAAUUACUGGUUUUUAGAGGUGCUGAUGGAUCAAAGAGGUGUCAGCACAAAACGUGAAUGGUUAUAUUUUGAUGAUAAAAUGUAAAUGCCUUUUUUCCCCUCCAGUUUUAAGGUGUUGAUGAAGGUGCCUGGUUUUUUAGUGUCUUUGUUUCGUUUGGAGAUGUUGCAUUUGGUUUUCAAAUCUAGCUCUGAUCUAUGAGAUCUACUGUUUUUAUAUAUAGUUGCCCUCCCAUCUGUUCAACAGUUGAUCAUAUAUUUUUUGCCCUAUUUUGAGUGUGUUUUACCUUUGCUUGCAUUUCGAGCCUCUCAUUAAUAUUUGGCUACCUGUUUUGGCUCUAGAUACUCCUGAAUAAAGUUUUCACAGAGUAAAACACAGGCAGUAGGGAGAAACAUUACUUGUCUUUUCCCUGUGAAGUCUCCUCUUUCCGUGUGUUUUCUUCUUAUUCCCUCCCCCAUGUCAUGGUAAGUGUGAGUUGUGUUUGCCAUAACCUGUGGAGUAGUGUUCAAGGUUUCCAGAAAUGCAGGCGGGUCAGAAGAGAGCGUGGCUCCUGUGAACUGCAGGACCCUGUUGUGGUGACAUGUGUUCAUUGCAGAGACCUCCCCAAUGACUAGAAUGUAGUUGUCAAGGUUGCUCUUUAGAAAUCAUCAUUAUCUGGUAUUAUUGAUGGUUUGCCGAUAUUUUUAUCAUUCAUGAGUACAUCUCAAUUUUAUUUUAAUAUUGAUUUAUAAUUUGAAACUGAUCAAUUCCUUCAGCUAUAACAUGCUGUUGAUUUAUUUUUUAGUGUUUCAGUCACUAACUAGGAAUGUUCAUAGGGACUUGGUUGCUUCUCAAUUAACUUCUCAAAAUUCAGUGGUAAACUAUAAAAAAAAAUUCCCAACUUUGCUGUGAUAUAAAUAUUGAAACGUUAAAAUUAACGAUCAAAAGAUUUGUUCUUAUCCAUUAGUUCUUACUCGCCCAGCUCAUUAAGUUGUCUUAAUUAGUGGAAAGCAACAUCUCACGAAGUAUUUUAUGAGCAACGUAUUCUAUAAAUGGCUCUAUUAAAUUUAAUUGAAUAAAAAGUUAUAUUUAAUAGUCACUCUUUUUAGUAAUUCUCAUCAGUGACAUAGCUGAUCUAGUGAAAUAUUUAGAAAAUGAUACAGCAUUCAAGUGGGGACAAAGAUUUGUGUCAGUAAUUCCUUGGAGGUGUUGUCUUCACCUUGCCAGAGAUUCUAAACUUGAAGACUUUAGCUAGCUUGCCAUUUUGUGAAAACACGUAUGGAUGGAAUAACUGUUAGAGAACAAAUUCUAAUAUGCUACUUGAUAUUUAACGUACAUAUUUAAGAAAUAAGCCAGAUGUUACUAUGGAAAUUAUUGGCGUGGCUCACAAACUCGGCAUAGCCCAGAAGCCUUUUUCUUGACCACCUUGUGAGCUGCCUUGACUUCACAUUUUAAGCAACAAUUUUUUUUCAUCAAAGAGAAUGAGCUAAAGAAAUGUAUAAAUUGACUUGAUAAAAUUAUUUAUCAGAAAAAUUGUUUAUGAGGUCUGCUGAUUUGUUUGAUAUCCAGAAUUAAAUAUUUAUUUAAGGAAGUUUUUAGUUAAUAAAGUGAUAAUGUUUGUUUUACUCUAUCUCAGGUUUUUGUUUUUUUCAGCCUUUGCCUUUUAUAUUUUCUGAUUAAGUAUGUGCCUUACUAAGUUUAACCUAGUUUAUAAUAGUCUACUAGCCUGAAAGAUGGGCAAACCAGGGUGAUGAAGAUAGCAGGUCUCCUUGGGUUAUUAUUAGCUUGAGUUAUCUCCUGAAUUUACUGAGAGACAUUUUAGCCGUAUCGAUACCAAUAGGUGAUAGUGUGGAAAUCAGGUAUUCUCCUAAUUUGCAUAUUUUGGUGAAAGCUUUUGUUGGUAUUUGUACAUCACCUUUAUUUUUACGUUUUAACUUAAGUCCUUUAGUUCCGAGGCCUGGAUACUUUUCAUUGCAUCAGCUGUCAUGUGGCCUGAUGAUAGCAGGGAAGGUCUCCACUGAGGACACAGUUUAGCCGAAUUAUUUAGGAGUGUUGUUUUAUCUUAAAGAUACUAAAAGCCCCCCAAAACUAAACCCAUUUCCAUCAAGUCGAUUCUGAUUCAUAGUGACCCUGUUAAAGAUACUACAGAAACAAAAUGCAUACAGCUCAAGUGAGAAAGAUUCUGAAGUGAAAAAGCUGGCCAUUACCUGAAUGGUGGAGUGGGUAGAUAAGGGAGAAGAGGGGAAGGCGAGGAGAAGCAGCCGCAGAAGCUGGUACUUGCCUUUUAUCGUUAGCUAGCCCGAGCUUUUAAAGACAGUGAGGCUAUUGGUUAUCAGGCAUAUUCUUUGAGUUUAAAUUUAUCUUCACCUUUCAGUUUGGGUUAUGCGCAGUUGAGCUAUUCCUUAAGAUAAUUUCAUUAUUUUGCACUUAGUUGAAAUUUGUUAUAAUGUAUCACUUUGUCCCUAAACUUAACCUCUGAAUUUUAAGACCUCUCUCUGAUUUUUAUAUAUUGAAAUUUUCAUGAAUCACAUUUUUUUUUAAAGUUUUUAAAACUCCUGUAAUCCUAAUAUAAACCAAAGGGUUGUUAUUACAAGCAUCAGCCUUCACACUUUUCUGACUACUAAAAAGCACUGUCUUAACACCCGGUGUUAAAGGGGAAAAGUGAGGGGGCAGCAAUUGUAGUUUCUUUCCAGAUGUAAAGUGUAAAGGACUGCUGACAUAAACAUUUUUAGUGGGAUAUACUAUAUAGAUAGACAUGUUUAGAAAGUUUGAUGAAACCAGUGUUUGUUUUUAAUAACUUUUUCAUUUAUUUCCCUCUGAUUAGCAUUGCCUUCUGGGUUAAGAAAUGUGGACUCCUGUGAGGUGCUGGAGGUUUGAACCAUCCUGAAAGCUUCCCAAUCUUGUCUAGUUACUGCUUCAGAGGCACUAAGGAAUUUAUGAGAAAAAGAGAUUUGAUACAAACGAUUUAUGAGAUCUCGACAGUUCCUGAGGCCUUAUAACUGGGCGCCAGUUAUGAAUAUUAUGGAUGAAUUGUGCAUCUGGAAGCUUUUUAAAGCUAAAAACAAUUUCUUCAAAGAUGUCAGUUGUUUGCCUUGAAAAUUUUAUAAAUUGCAUUCUUAUUCCCUUUUGCCCCCAGUGCUUACCAUUCGGUUUUUAUUCAUGACCUGCAAUUCAGUAAAGCCUUUGUGCUUUCAUUUAUCUUUAAGACGCUGGUGUGAGACUUCAGGUAAAACUUGAAUGGCUAGUUCUUUUUUUUUUUCCUACUAAUGUAUCCUCCAUUUCUGAAGACAGCUCUGGUUAGACCGGUGGGAGAUUUUCUUGUGCAUAAGCAGCAUCUCUGUGAACUGGGUUUUCACCCUUUUUCACGCCAGCAGUGAAGUGGGAGAUGCUUUAGGAUACUGUUUUCUACUUGGGUCCUAGAUAACGAUUUCAGUUUGCCUCCCCACAGCCAUUCCAAGGCUCAUGGAAACUGACUCCCUAGAGUUUGAUUAUUUGCAAAUACCAUCCCAGUUUUAUCCUUUGCUUUAACGUCAAGGGUUCUGCUCACAGCACUGAGACGUUGGAAUUGUUUACCCUAGGUGAGGUUCUGCUCACAGCACUGAGACGUUGGAAUUGUUUACCCUAGGUGAGGUGGAGCAACAAGUCACACAGACUGUUAAAACAGGGUAAUGAAAAUGUUUGCUGCACCAAAAAGAGACAAGCACUGUUCAUAACCAAAGUGCAAGCAAAGCAUAUUUUCAGAAUUCUAUGCCCUCCUUUGGCUUGCAUUGGUUGCGCCUGCGUGGGACCUGUCUCAAUGGUAGUGAAGAAAAUGCUGUGUAAUAUCCAGAUAAUCACUGGAUUUACAAGCUGCAAUAUGUAGAUGACACAACCUUGUUUGCUGAAAAUGAAGAGGCCUUGAAGCAUUUAACUGAUGAUCAGACUACAGCCUUCAGUAUGGAUUGCAUCUUAACACAAAGAAAACAAAAAUCCUCAACAACUGGACCAAUAAGCAGCAUCAUGAUAAAUAGAGGAAAUAUUGGCGUCCUCAAGGACUUCAUUUUACUUGGAUCCACAAUCAAUGCCCACGGAAACGGCAGUCAAGAAAUCAAACAACACAUUGCAUUGGGCAAAUCUGCUGCAAGAGACCUCUUUAAAGUGUUAAAAAGCAAAGAUGUCACCUUGAGGACUAAGGUGCACCUGACCUAAACCACGGUAUUUUCAAUCUCCUCACAUGCAUGAAAAAGUUAGGCAAUGAAUAAGGAAAACUGAAGAAUUGAUACCUUCAAAGUAUGCUGUUGGCAAAUAAUAUUGAACACACCAUGGGCUGCAGAUGAACAAGUCUGUCUUGAAAGAAGUAGAGCCAUAAUGCUCCUUAGAAGAAAAGAUAGAUUUCGUCUCACGUACUUCGGACAUGUUAUCAGGUGAGACCUGUCCCUGGAGAAAGACGUCAUGCUUGGUAAAGUAGAGGGUCGGUGAAAAAGAGGAAGACCCUCAAUGCGAUGGAUUGACACAGUGGCUGCAACAAUGAGCUCAAAUAUAGCAACAAUUGUAAGGAUGGUGCAGGACCAGGCAGUGUUUUGUUUUGUUGUGCGUAGAGUCGCUAUGAGUCGGAACUGAUUUGACGGCACCUAACGACAACAAUCACUGGACUUAGAGUGAAGAGUUAGUUGUUCAGCAGUAUGUAGACAACUGACUUGUAAAACCAGCCUGAUUUCUUCUGUUCCAUUCUGAAACAUGUUUUGGAUGUUCUCAUUAAAAGAAAAAAAGAAAAGAAAAAAGAAGAGUAUAAGCCUUUUAAAUAGCAUGCCUAAAGUUUCUCAAAUGGUAAAUUGGAGAAUCAGCUGAAUAUACAGAACAAUUUUGUCCGUCUACCCAGACAGUGAGUUUACUUAAUUUCACAAGUAGCAUAUGGAUAAGUCUUUUGUGGAGAAAUGUCGAUAUUAAGUAUCUAAAUAAAAAGAUACAGUCCCCCUUCACUCCUGAUCUCACUUCACUCCUCAGAGCUAGCCAGGUGAAUUUUAGAAUGCAUCCUUCUAGGUUUCAUUCUGUGCAUUUACAUACGUAAAUGUAAGUAUACACAUAUCUGGUUUCCCCUUUAACAUAAAUGGGAUCAUACUGUAGUAGUCUACGACUCCCCCGCCACAGAGAUCUUUCCAUAGUGGUACACGUAGAGAUCUAUUUCAUUCCUUUUCAUUAUGCUGAGUUUUGCUUGCAAAUUGCCAUAGUAAAAUAACAUAUCAGAUUCCCCAAGGCACUUAUAAACAAACUUUCAUGAAGUGCUGAGUAUUCUUCAGCUUACUUGAAUAGGGGUUCUAUAAAGCAUUGCUGUUUGAUGGCACUUUUCUUCUGAACUGAGUUUAUUGGGAAUGUUUUCCCAGCUUUAUAUUCUUUUAGGUGAAUUUUCAUGAGUUGCUUUGAUGAAUGCUUCAUCUUUCGAUAUUUUCGUUAGCUUAAUUUAAACGUGUUUAACAACACGGUCCUCUGAAAUUUACUGCCCUACUACUUUUCCUGUAUUUUAUUUCUGCUUCAGAAUUUUUUUUGAUCUUAGCAAAACUGAUGGAAAAAAAAAUCACUUAUGUUAAUCAUUCACCACAAGUCCCCAAAACUCAAUCUUUUUAAGACCCUUCAAUAGCUGCGGCAUCAGCAACUAAAACUUCCCCUAAAAGUAAGUUAUCUGCCUUAAAGUAGAAGGAAUCAUACCGUGGGCAAAAGGAGGUUACUCUAGUGAGGAAAUCCAGUUAUUUGGGGCAGAGAAGGCAGAGUUGCCUCGGAUAUUUUGGGGGAAAAAGAAAAGCAGAGAAUGAAAGGUAGCUAUGGGAGGUUCCAGAUGGUGAUCCUUCUUAGGCUCAGGAGCGCUGUUGUUGUCAGGCGCUGUUGUUGUCAGAUGCCGUCGGAAAAAAAACAAAAACCUAUUGUCGUCAGGUCAAUUCCGACUCAUAACUAUCCUAUAGGACAGACUAGAACUACCCCAUAGGGUUUCCCAGGAGCAACCGGUGGAUUUGAAUUGCCACCUUUUGGUUAGUCAGAUGCUUAACCACUGCACCGUCAGGGCUCCGUCGGGUUGGUUCCAACUCAUAGCGACCCUGUGUACAACCGAAACACUGCCUGGUUCUUGUUCCACUGCUGUUCAUAAGGUUUUCACUGGCCAAUUUUCUCAGAAGUAAGUCUUGAGGACUUUCUUCCUAGUCUGUCUUAGUCUGGCAGCUCUGCCGAAACCGGUCCGCCACGGGUGACCCUGCUGGUAUUUGAAAUACUGGUGGCAUAGCUUCCAGUGUCAUAGCAACGUGCAAGCCACCACAGUACAACAAACUGACAGACGGGUGGUGAUUAGGAGCAUAGCAAUAUUGGUUUUUGUUUGUUUUUUAGGCGGUAUUUUCCUUGAAGCAUCUUAGGCCUUCUUAGGCUCUCCUUACAUGAUGGUAGAAUUUCUGCUGUACUUUCUACUCACUGGUGUUCAGAAAAGUCUGUUAUCAAAUGUUCUAUACGUAAAGGUUUAACUCAGCAGUGCACCUUCUUUGACUUUUAGGUUGGGAAUUUUUUCUAAGUGAAAUGCUUUAUCUUCUUACUUGUCUAAAAAAAAUCCAUUAAAUGACCCAAAGAAACUAAUAAUCUAUUAAAUAAUUCAUUCGGAAAGUAGCAUAAGAGUGUGUGUGUGUGUUUUAAAGCAAGUGACUAAAUCUUUUUUGAAAACAUGGGAUUAAAAUUUUUUGUUAUUGUUGAAGAGGAGCCCAUCCCAAGCACAGAUGAGACUAGAUAAAAAAAAGAAAAUGUAUAUAUGGUCAUGCCAACAUUAAAAGGAAAGGCAAGGAGAGGGUUAUUAAAAGUAUCCAAAGACCUAUUUAAAUGGCGUGUCAAUUCUUAAUUUAGUUUACAAACCACUUUUAUAGUUAAAUCAUUCUGGCAGGUAACUUCAGGAAUGUGGCUUUGUACGAGCAAUCUUUAAAAUAGUUGUAGGGUGGAUUACACCAUGCAUCUUUGCUUUUUAAAACCCAGUCAGGGUUCCACGUGUCGGCUGUGAUAAGUACUCAAGACAGCGCCACAGGAGGACAGAAGGUAAGCAACAAAGACAGCACAGGAAAAGCCUGUCUCAAAAUAGAGGUGUAUGAGGCAGCUGGGCAGGACACAGGAGGGUGGAAGGGUGCUGGGAAACUGGGCUGGGCCUGCCAAGAAAGUGGACAAGGCCAGGUGGAUGGGGGCUGGCGGACGGGGGCAGGGCAGCAGUUCUGUCAUAGUCCUGCAUCCCCUUCCUCCACUUUCCCCCUCUUCCUAGGCAGCCACUUCAAACUUUGGGGGGCAGUGCUUACUUCUAAGUCUUUAAAUAAUAUGCUUCUAUUGCCACUUCUUAGUUUUUAAUUCUUGAACUUAUCUGUUGACUUCCCACAACCCCUGAAUUCUUUCUGUGCCCCAGACUCCAAAUAGAGUUAUGCUGAGUUUUGUUUAACUCAAAGUUAAUGUUUAUGUUGAGUAUCAUGAGUGUGUAAAUGCUAUUCCUCCUACGGAGCUGUGUAAUAAAAUGGUUCUUUUUCUGCACAACUUUUUUUGUUUUCUCAUGGAGUUUGUUGGCUAUUUUUUUUCUGAUUUUUAAAUUGUCCAUAUACUUCUCUAAUUCACCCAAAAACUCUGUCAAUUUCCUAAGCCUCUACCAAUGCUCAGGUGCAUCAGAUAUCUUCUCAGAAGCAUCUCCGGGAGUACAGACCAGCUGUGUCUGGUGCAUGGCUGUCCUGGUAUCUCCCUUCAUCUCCACCCCUCCCGUGUUGCAGCUUGUGUUCUCUGUAGCCCGUAUUUCCUUCUUUCUUGAUAAAGUCCCUUUUUUCACUGGUACACACCCCCCAGUAUCUUCCUGAAAAAGAGCACACAUCCCCCAAGACUAUGCCCCUCAGACACCCUUCAAACUAGGAACUGAACCCACUUCCAGAGAUAACCACUAAGCCAAAUAAUAGGCGGUUUAUAAAGUGAGCAAUAACGCUGGUGAGGAAUGUGUUGCUAGAACAUUCAACUAUUUGAGACUAAAAGGGUAGCAUUUGCUCAAAGGUAAAGUUCAGAAGGCAGGAAGGGGCAGGAAAAUUGGGCAAAUGGAAAUUGGGAACACAGAGUGGAAGUGGGGACAGUGCUGACAUACUGAGGGAAUUGCAACCAAUGUUACAAAAAAAAAAAAAAAUCCAUGUAUAAAUUGUUGAA
Molecule: messenger RNA, 13000 nt
Organism: Loxodonta africana (African savanna elephant)
Lineage: Eukaryota; Metazoa; Chordata; Mammalia; Proboscidea; Elephantidae
Gene: TENT4B
Product: terminal nucleotidyltransferase 4B
Exons: 12
Coding region: 29-2137 (702 amino acids)
Biological process (GO): RNA 3'-end processing
Cellular component (GO): nucleolus; TRAMP complex
Molecular function (GO): mRNA binding; poly(A) RNA polymerase activity
Source: RefSeq, a predicted model, not a curated record